Vigna umbellata (rice bean) is the source of this 506-nucleotide messenger RNA. RefSeq lists its product as uncharacterized. Lineage: Eukaryota; Viridiplantae; Streptophyta; Magnoliopsida; Fabales; Fabaceae. The record is from RefSeq and is a predicted model, not a curated record.
CAGUUCCCAAAUCAUUGUUGCGAAACUUUGUCUUAAAGUAGUCACUAUUAUAUCUAUGAUCUCGUUAAUUUCACCUUUUCUUAUGUUAUUAGAACAACCAUUUAAGCUUGUUCUCUUUCCUUGACAAUGACCAACAAGGAGUACAAUAAGAGAUCAAUUUGUGAGACAUCAAUGUUGGUGGUUGCAAACAUCAUAAGAUUAUCGUCUCUCAGAUUUUCUGGCCAAAGCGAAGGAACCCAUGUGGUGGCCAAAGGCAACAAAUCUUCAAUUUCGAAAAUUUACAAGAGCGAAAGAACACAAGAGAUGGACAGAACAAAAGGACCACGUUCCUACCUCAUCAAACCACCAAAGGAGGAUCCAACAACCUAUGUGAAUCGAGCAUUCGAAGAUGUUGACAUCAACGCUCAGAACUACAUCAACCACGUUCGUUGCAAGAUUAGGGACACCGCUAAUAUUCAACAUUGAAACAGUGCUAAUAGUAUAGUCAAGAAAGUUUUACUAUUUUA